GAAAUUGCAACCAUAUGUUUUGUGAUCAUAUGUUUUCGUGUCGGAUAAUUUUUGCUGACUAAAAUUUUGCCAGUAAUGUUAAGCCUUUCAUUAAACAGUCGUCCCUCCCUGCUGAAAUUAAACUGGCCGCCACAAUGAGAUUCCUUGCUGAAGGAGGUUUUCAGCGAUCUAUAGGGAAAGACUUGCAUAUCGCACUUCAUAGAUCCACCAUUUCGAAGGUUCUUAAAGAAAUGUUAAACAUUUUAGAAAGAACACAGUGCCCAAAGUGGAUUAAGCUAAGAAUGAGCUUUGAUGAAAUCCGUCAGUCAAAAUUGUACUUCAGCAAUAAUUUUAACAUUCCUGGAGUAAUAGGCUGUAUCGACGGGACACAUGUGAAAUUGCUUAAACCCAACGAUAAUGAUCAUCUUUAUUAUAAUAGAAAGGGUUGCUUUAGUGUUAACGCAAUGAUAAUAUGUGAUUUCAGAAUGAUAAUAAGAGCUGUGGAUGCGUGUCAUCCAGGAUCGAGCCAUGAUUCGUUUAUUUUCAAUCAGAGCAAUGCAAAGCAUUACCUUGAAUCCAAAUAUGAAGCUGGUGAUCAUAGUUCUUGGCUGCUAGGUGAUUCCGGCUAUGGGUUAGAACCAUUUCUACUAACUCCUUAUCGCGAUCCCAGUGCUGGAACGUCAGAACAUGUAUUCAAUCUCCAACAUGCCAAAGCUCGCAACAUAAUUGAGAGGGUAAUUGGAGUACUUAAAAGUCGCUUCAAAUGCUUGCAACAAAUUCUGCCAUAUACUCCGCAGAAAGUAGUUCAAAUUGUUAACAUCUGCAGUACUUUACAUAACAAAUGUCGCUAUCAUAAUAUAGACGACGUCCUUGUCAAUUGUACUGAAGAUAUUACCGACGACGAACCUGCAGAACAAAACAGUCGUUUCCUGACUUCUGCUGCUCAUAUAAGGGAUGAAAUUUCGCUUGACGACUUAUGCGGGCUGCACUUGGAUCCAAAUGGACUUGUAUUAUUAUAUUAUACCUAUAAUCAGGGACCGUAACAGUUACCUACAACUUUUAUUAAAAAAAUCGUAGUAAAGUUUUGUUUCCAACACCUUCUUAA
This is a messenger RNA of Rhagoletis zephyria (snowberry fruit fly), 1084 nucleotides long. Its product is annotated as putative nuclease HARBI1. NCBI's taxonomy places the organism in Eukaryota, Metazoa, Arthropoda, Insecta, Diptera, Tephritidae. The record is from RefSeq and is a predicted model, not a curated record.